Asparagus officinalis (garden asparagus) is the source of this 1476-nucleotide messenger RNA. RefSeq lists its product as uncharacterized. The transcript is spliced from 6 exons. The record is from RefSeq and is a predicted model, not a curated record. Gene Ontology annotation, biological process: telomere maintenance; DNA repair. Gene Ontology annotation, molecular function: DNA helicase activity. Lineage: Eukaryota; Viridiplantae; Streptophyta; Magnoliopsida; Asparagales; Asparagaceae. Bases 1 to 1476 code for a protein of 491 amino acids.
AUGACAAGUCUUAUAAUCUGGGAUGAGGCUCCAAUGGUCCACAAACAUGCUUUUGAAGCUGUCGAUAGAACAUUCAAAGAUAUAUUAGGAGCAGAAUGUUCUGAAAAUGUAAACAAACCUUUCGGUGGAAAGACAUUUGUGCUUGGGGGCGACUUCAGACAAAUACUUCUAGUUAUUCCAAAAGGAUCUAAACAUGAUAUCUUACAUGCUUCUAUUAGUUGUUCAUAUUUAUGGAGGGACUGUAAAGUUUUAACACUUACUAAGAAUAUGAGAUUGCAAACACAAGUUAGUGAAAGUAAUACAAUGUCUAACUCUGACUUUAGUAAGUGGGUACUUGAUAUUGGAAAUGGAGAUAACAUGUGUAAGAAAAAUGCAUUUCAUGAUCAGGAUUUGUUAGUUGAGAUACCAGAUAAUUUUAUAAUCCAUGCGAAUGGUAAUCCGAUUGAUGAGGUUAUAUCGUCUACAUAUCCUAGAUUGAUGCAGAAUUACUCAAAUGAAGAGUAUUUAGAGGAAAGAGUUAUACUAAUAGCAAGGAAUGAAGUUGUUGACAUAAUUAACAAUGAAAUUCUAGACAUCGUUCCAGGGGAGUAUGUUACAUAUCUAAGUUCUGAUUCUAUUUGUCCCACCUCGCCAAAUCUUGCAAGCAAUGAAAUAUUAUAUCCAACUAAAUUUCUAAAUUCACAGAAAUUCCCUGGGAUGCCAAAUCAUGAAAUUAAACUUAAAGUUGGUACUCCUAUCAUGCUUUUGCGUAAUCUUAGCCCGGCAGAUGGUAUUUGCAAUGGUACGAGAUUAGUUAUCACACAACUUCUUAAAUGGAUAAUAGAAGCUAGAAUAAUUAGUGGAAGUAAUAUUGGGACAAAGCAUUUUAUAUCCAGGACAGAUAUGACCAAUACUGAUUCAAAGUGUUAUAAGAUAACACUAGAGGUCGAAGAUUAUUCAGUCGUUUCCACGAUAACAUUAUUCAACAAAGAAGCUGAGAAAUUGUUUAAGGUUUCUGCUGAUGAAAUGUCUAAGAAUUUGGUGAAGGAUGUGUUCGCCCAGCAAAAUUCUGACGUUAUUAGCCUUACUGAAGAAGGACCACCAACAACUCCAUUGACUGCUCCUAUUUCAAAAUCUGUUUUGAAAAAUACUACUAACGUAAUGAUAAAACCAAAGAUUGAGAAGGCAGUCAACAACAAUUUGGUUGUAAAUAACAGCAUUGAAGUGGAAGAAAAGACUGGUAGUAUUGAGCAGCUCAAAUUGCCAAUGCAAGAAGGUAAGAUAGUCAAAAUUCAGGCCAGCCAUGCAUCAACGGAUGUAACAGUUUUACUAAAGGAAUUGGACAGUUGCAGCAUAGCGUGGAUGCAGUGGGUCUCUUACCUAAAACCAAACUUCAAGAAAAAAACUAGAGCAGGAUUGGCCGGUGGUAUGGAGAAGCCAGAGGGUGCCGCUGCUGUCGAUGCUCCUACCUACACUGCAACUGAGGACCGUGAUUGA